AUGCAGACGCGCAAACAACAAGAACAUGCAGCUUCAAGGAAGAGGAUCUGUGAGCUGGACGACGACACUCCUGAAAAAAACGCCAAUUCGUAUGAUGAGGACGUGAAAACGAGGAAAGAUGUACCCAUUCCAGGCCUAAAUAUGGGGAAUAAAGUGAGUGCAUUGAGGACAAAAAAGAAACGCAACAAUAGCGCACGAGCAUCUUGUGAAGACAGGAAGCAGCUGUCAAAAAAACAGAAGGUUACUAAGGUAGCUGGUCCUCGUAUGGAUCAUGAAUCACCUCCUAUCUUUGCUUUUAAGACAAUAAACACGUCGUUUCGCAAGAGGAAAUUGCUCAAACAGGAACGACAGCUAGAAGAAGAGGAACAAAACAAGAAACGCAUCGAGGACUUGGUCGUAUACUUCAAAAAUUUAGACAAAGUGAUGCUGGAGACAGCUUGA
This is a messenger RNA of Peronospora belbahrii, 441 nucleotides long. NCBI's taxonomy places the organism in Eukaryota, Oomycota, Peronosporomycetes, Peronosporales, Peronosporaceae. The record is from the annotation of a GenBank genome assembly.